GCUUGACUUUAAAGCAGGUCGGAUCACCCACACUUGAUCAUAACCAAACCAAACACAGACGAGAGAGCGCAGUUCCCGUGUCGAUGUACGAAAGACUGAUCCUGCUCCAAGAUGAGGAGAGAGGACCACAACAAGAAGACUGACCCAAAGACGGCCCACAAAUGCGACUCCUCUUGCCUCGGUCCCCUGACCUUCCAUCCCAGGGCCGUGGGAGAUCAGAUCCGUCUGAGCGAGGGCGGCCGACGUGCCCAGAGAGCUGAAGACACUUUCAAAGGUGGUGUUGUUUUCACCAGCCGCCCUGUGAGGACCUACGAGAGGGUCCGGGUGCUGGUGGAGAAGCGCGAGCCACACUGGCAAGGAGCCCUGCGCGUGGGCUUCACCAACGUUUCGCCAUUUACCAUACCCUUGCCUCUGCCCCCGUUUUCUAUGCCUGACCUCAUCCAAACCCCGGGUCACUGGGCCGUCCCUGUGCGCGAGUCCUACUGUCAGGAAACAUCGGUGCUGGAAUUCUGGGUCACAUAUGACGGCAACAUAUGUGUGAAAUUUGAAAACUCCAGGAAGAAAAGGCUCGGCGCAGCCGUGGAUGUCAGAAAGCCUCUCUGGGCCAUGAUUGAUGUCUACGGCCAGACGUGCUCCAUCUUCCUUCUAGGCUCAAAGACAAAUAGUUUUCUUUCCAAGAAAACAUCCUGCCCUGGACCUAAGCCUCCCAUCAGGCGAUCGUCAUCUAUCAGUUUUGAAAAGCCAAUGCUGAGUGAAAACUCUGAUGACAGGAUGUCCUGCCUGAACAUGGAAAUCCCAGCAGAUGACCACUGCGUGGUGUGCAUGGUGUGGCAGGCCGACAUCACGCUGCCCUGUGGUCACCGCUGCCUCUGCGAUCACUGCAACCUCAGAGUCCUGAUGGAGUUCGGUACCUGUCCGCUGUGUCGACUGGAGAUCAUCACUCCACCAGAGGUGUGGACGUGACCCUUUGGAGCAGGCUGAUCGCUGAACCUGCUGCAGAAAGCAUCGAAUGCAAACUAUUGACAGACUGUAACACUACGGACAGCAACCACUGAAUGAGUCCUGGGACAGAAGCCAAUAAUUGGGGGAUUUCUGAAGGAACAAAAAAAUCCCUCAAGUGAAGUAAAACCAGGAUUUUGAAAUGAAUAAACUUGAAAGUUGUGCAAGAGUAAAGGUUAUGAGAUGCUUCUAGUGUGAAGACACUUAUUAAUUGUUGCUAAUGACUGUUUUUUUGUUUUUUUUAAAUAUGGUUUUGUUGUUUUUCUAAAGCACUUUCUUUUGUUAUUUGAAAAGUCUUAUUUAGUCUCAUGAUGUUAUUUUUAUGGUAAAUAUGAUAUUAACUUUGUAAGUAUUUUUCAGGGACAAAAUGUAUAUCAUAUAGAAUGUAUUUUUUUUUUGUAUUGUCAUUAUUGCAAACUGUGGACAGGAAAAUAAAC
Molecule: messenger RNA, 1436 nt
Organism: Poeciliopsis prolifica (blackstripe livebearer)
Lineage: Eukaryota; Metazoa; Chordata; Actinopteri; Cyprinodontiformes; Poeciliidae
Product: E3 ubiquitin-protein ligase NEURL3-like
Exons: 4
Coding region: 112-963 (283 amino acids)
Molecular function (GO): ubiquitin protein ligase activity
Source: RefSeq, a predicted model, not a curated record